UAACAAACAGGUGAAUUGUUGCCUUCCCCCCUCGUACGAACAGUUGUUCAGGACCAAACUGUACAAACGAAAUUUCCAACUAACUGUAUCUGUAUCACUUUGUUCCUCAUAUUUGCAGAACUCCAAUUUCAAAUUAAUCUCUUUCAAACUCAAACCCACAGAGAGAGAGAGAGAGAGAGAAAAUGGGGCUGGAGAUUGUGGAGCCAAACAGGUGCAUAAGAGGUUGCUGUACAAGCAAAUCGAUCCCUCUCCAUCUCCCACCUUCCUCUUACACUCUCCUCUCUCCAAUUGCCCGAGGGGCAGAAAGUGUUGUGUAUGAGGCAACUUUGUUCGGUAAAAAGGUUGCUGUGAAGAAACCCAUCUUGUCUACUUCUGACGACAUUGACAAGUUCCAUAAAGAGCUCCAAUUGUUAUGCAAGAUAGAUCAUCCAGGAAUAGCUACACUGCUUGCAGCACAUGCAAAGCCACCCAAUUACAUGUUUUUCUUCAAGCUCUAUGAAUCUCCGAAUCUUGCAGACAAAUUACAUUCAGAAGAAUGGAGUCCGGGUGUUGAUCAAGCGCUCAUGAUUACAGUCCAGUUAGCAAAGGCUUUGCAAUAUCUCCAUAACCUUGGGAUUGUACAUAGGGAUGUGAAACCAGCAAAUAUUCUUCUUGGCAAAAACCUUUACCCACACCUAGCAGAUUUUGGUUUGGCAGAAUACAAAAAAGAUCUGAAAGGAGUUUCUGUUGAGAACUGGAAAUCAACUGGCAAGCCAACUGGUGGUUUUCACAAAAGAAAUAUGGUUGGGACACUCAUAUAUAUGGCACCUGAAAUUUUAAAGAAGGAGAUCCAUACAGAAAAAUCAGAUGUCUACAGUUUUGGGAUAUCAAUCAAUGAGCUUCUUACUGGUGUCAUCCCAUAUACUGAUCUUCGUGCAGAGGCGCAGGCCCACACAGUGCUGGAGAUGAACUAUACUGAGCAGCAACUUACAGCAGCUGUGGUUUCUGAUAAAUUGAGACCAGUUCUUGCUGGUCCUGAGUUGGGUGCUCCGUCAAGUUUGUUGUCUCUGAUACAGAGGUGUUGGGAUGCAAAUCCUCAGAAUAGACCUUCUUUUGAUGAUAUAGUUGGGGAACUUGAUUCAAUCUUAGAACACAGAAAGACAGUAAAGGAAGAGGAGAUGACCCUUGGUGAACCUCCAAGUUCUAAUGAUGAUCAGCUAAUGGAUGUCACCAACAAGCUUCGAACUUAUCAAGAGAGUAUUAACUGGUCUACUCAGGGAGAACAUUUCUCUGGGAAGGCUUCUUUUGCAGCUGAUUCUAGUAUGAGAAACUGGCUUGAUUUCCCUUAUGAUCCUUUGGCAUACCAUCCUGUACUUUCUUGGGGAUCCUUUGCUACUUGUGGCAGAAGAGAGACCAUGGAGGAUACACAUUUCCUUAUGCCCAAUAUGUGCAAUGAAAAGGAUAUUCAUGUUUUUGGUAUCUUUGAUGGUCAUAGAGGUGCUGCAGCUGCUGAGUUUUCUGCUCGUGCAUUGCCAGGCUUCUUGCAAAGUUUAGGUUCCACAAGCAGUCCUUCAAACGCAUUAUUGGAAGCAUUUGUUAAGACAGAUGCUGCAUUUAGAAAUGAACUGGAUUCUUAUCGUAAAUCUAAGAGAGUUAUUCAAAAAGACUGGCAUCCUGGUUGCACUGCAGUUGCUUCUCUUAUAGUUAGAAACAAGCUUUUUGUUGCCAAUGCUGGUGAUUGCAGGACAAUAUUAUGUCGAGCUGGUCACCCCUUUGUUCUAACUAAGGAUCAUGUUGCUAGCUGUCUCGAGGAGAGAGAGCGUGUUGUUAGUGCAGGAGGACAAGUCAAAUGGCAAGUUGAUACUUGGAGGGUUGGUCCUGCUGCUCUCCAGGUUACUCGCUCCAUUGGUGAUGAUGAUCUUAAGCCUGCUGUAACUGCAGAACCUGAGAUGACUGAAACUGAUCUGUCUGCAGAGGAUGAAUUCCUGGUUAUGGCUAGCGAUGGACUUUGGGAUGUUGUGAGCAAUACAGAUGUUGUAAACAUAAUUAGGGACACUGUCAAAGAGCCUGGAAUGUGUGCUAAAAGAUUGGCGACAGAAGCUGCAGAACGAGGCAGCAAAGAUAACAUCACAGUAAUUGUUGUUUUCCUGCGUCCAGUGUCUACUGCAGAGAGGAUCUAUUAGGAAUAAUUUUUCUAAUACUGAAGGCAAGAUGUCUGAUUGCAAAUCAAUGGUGGUGUGAAAAAUAAAUUUCAUGAUAUUUUGGUGGGACGUCACUGGUAAUGGAAAAAUAAUGAUCUAUGUACAUCAUUCAUAUUUUUUGGUGUCAAAUUCACUGAUAAUUGUAAAAUACUGAUCUUAUGUAUCAAGUAGAUUUAAGCAUUGGUCUUUUUUGUGCCUAAGAGGUCAAGCUUU
Quercus robur (English oak) is the source of this 2393-nucleotide messenger RNA. Its product is annotated as protein kinase and PP2C-like domain-containing protein. Gene Ontology annotation, biological process: protein phosphorylation. The record is from RefSeq and is a predicted model, not a curated record. NCBI's taxonomy places the organism in Eukaryota, Viridiplantae, Streptophyta, Magnoliopsida, Fagales, Fagaceae. Gene Ontology annotation, molecular function: ATP binding; protein kinase activity. The coding region runs from base 183 to 2162 and encodes 659 amino acids. The transcript has 12 exons.